AUGGAUAAUAUUACUACAAAACUGAGAGAGGCUGAAUUAGAAGAUAAAGCAGAAGAUAUCGAAUUAGAAUACACCGAUUCUAAUGAUUUUGAUGAAGAUAAUUUAUAUAUUAACGAAGAAACGGAAACAGGUAGAGAAAAAGUGGUUAUAUCGCAUCCUCCACUUCAACGGAUUGUACCUCCUUUAAAUUUUUGUCCAGUAGAAAGGUAUCUAUAUAGGUCGGGUCAGCCAUCACCUGUAAAUUUCCCAUUUCUGUUAAAUCUAAAUCUAAAGACUAUUAUAUGGCUAGCAAAUGAAGAGCCACAGGAUAACUUGCUUGAAUUUUGUGAUAAUAAUAAUAUCACAUUACAAUUUGCAGCUAUUAACCCAGAUGGCGGUGAAGAUGACAACCCAUGGGAUGGAUUAACUGAACAUUCCAUUAUUAAUGCUCUAAGGACUAUAGUUUCUUCAGAGAAUUACCCAUUAUUAGUCUGUUGUGGGAUGGGCAGACACAGGACAGGUACUGUUAUUGGUUGUUUAAGAAGAAUUAUGGGUUGGAAUUUGGCUAGUGUAUCUGAAGAAUAUAGAAGGUUCACUGGUAGCAGAGGUGGUAGAAUUUUGGUAGAAUUAUUGAUUGAAGCAUUUGAUACAAAAUUGGUAGAAAUUGAUAAAGAGAAGGCUCCAGCUUGGUUACAAACGGCUCUAUGA
Molecule: messenger RNA, 687 nt
Organism: Arxiozyma heterogenica
Lineage: Eukaryota; Fungi; Ascomycota; Saccharomycetes; Saccharomycetales; Saccharomycetaceae
Gene: OCA1
Product: putative tyrosine protein phosphatase OCA1
Exons: 1
Coding region: 1-687 (228 amino acids)
Biological process (GO): protein dephosphorylation
Molecular function (GO): phosphatase activity
Source: RefSeq, a predicted model, not a curated record